Molecule: messenger RNA, 789 nt
Organism: Tetrahymena thermophila SB210
Lineage: Eukaryota; Ciliophora; Oligohymenophorea; Hymenostomatida; Tetrahymenidae
Exons: 1
Source: RefSeq, a predicted model, not a curated record
AUGCAGUAAUUAUCUUCAAAUCUUGAAAAAAGGAAAUUCUUUAUCUUUGAAAGCUCAAAUUAUGUUGAAAAUAAAGUUCUUUUUGAUGAAGUCUCAUGUUAAAAGUGUUAUCAAGUUCAGCCAAAAAUGAGACAAUGUGAGAAAUGCUCAAAUGUAUAUUGUCCAGAUUGCUUUGAUACUAAAACAAUCAACGCAAUCAAAUGCUGUCCAAACUGCCAGUCGAUUAAUGAAGUUCUGAUGCCUAACCAGAGACUGCUCGCUUUAAGUUAAAUUGUUUUUAAAUGUAAAUUUAAUGAAUAUGGAUGCGCUACUUGCUUAAAUAUGGAAAAUAUAAAUGCGCAUGAAGAUACAUGUCCUUUUAAAGACUAAGCCAAAGUUAAUUUAUAAGAAAAUAACUAAUUUAUAGGUUCUAAUUCUACUUUAGCAUAUUCUAUGGCUUAAUCUUCACCAGUAAAGAGCCUAAAUCAAGGGCAAAUAGAAUAAAGCAAUAUUUUUCAGUCUGUAUUUAGAUAACCUGAAACUGACUAAGAUUUUGUCACUCUUGCUGAAUUCAAGCAAGUUUUAAAUGAAAUAUCUAUACUUAAAUAAAUAUGUGCAGCAAAUUUUAAGAAUUAUUGCAACAGUGGUCAUCAAUUAAAGUAUGAAAGUAGAGAUUCUACAAUAACUCGUCAAGUAGUUUGCGAUGUUUGUAAAAGAGAACCUUCUAGCUAAUCUGUUGGUAGCUACAGAUGUGGUGCUUGUGAUUUUGAUCGCUGUGAGCAAUGCUUUUAAUAAAAUAGAAUAUUUUGA